UUGAUCUCUGACAAGAGAGGGGUUCGCGGGUUGCUUUGUUUUGGAGGGUAGAAAACAGAAGCACAUCUUCCUUUUAUCACAAGUUCACAACACAUUCCAAUGUCAGAACUAAUUGACAUUACUCACCUUGUUAGAAGUGUGGUGAAAGCGCGCGGUUGCUCCAGCUUCCGGUUCUUCCCAAGAAAGAAGGGGGGCUGUGGACUUACGGUGACAAGAUAGCUACGAUAUAUCAUCAAAAUGAACUUGAUUAAGGUAAGAAGGUAGUCCAUAUCAUCUAGUCUGGCUCGAAUCUGGACAAACAUGGUGUUCCUCCGACAGCUCUAUUAUUUUUGUUGUCUAAGUAUUGCCUCAGGGCAAAAGUUCUCCUUCCAAGAAGAACUCGAGACCCAAGGACACUUGAGGGUUCUCUCCUCCGAGGGGGGAAGGAUCUCACUAACCUUGAUAUCACUUGAGUAUAUGAGUCCAAUCGAAACCGAAUAUGAAUUCUUCCAGCCGGAAUUGACUUUGACAUGUCGUUGCCAGUGCAGUUCUCAAGACGUGUGCCCCAAAACGAGUUGUGAGUUGUGCUUCCUCAUCAUGGGAACCGGGUACGACUGUGUAGGGGAUCAGGGAUUCCAACUGUUGGAUCAUCACACCUUGUGUUGCCAAGCCCAAAUCAUUCCCGGGAACCAUUCUUACCAAGCAUUAUUUAUUGGAGAGCCAAGGCGAGUCCUCAAGCUCAGGCUCGUUCAUGAGAAUUCCGGCAAACUCCUAACCAACGUCACUUUUCAUUUGGCGGGUCAGAAUGUGGCCGCAUUUCUCGAAUUCGACCUCCAACUUACGGUCGAUGCUAUUGAGUCGCCCAAACAUGACCCACCUCUAGCUCAAGUUGCCAUCGUGAACCAUCAAAAUUCAAAUCUCACUUUCUUACCACCAGAAAUAAUCAAUCAGCCUUGGGAAUGGUGCGUGGGGAAAAUCGGUUGGCUUAGGAAAGUUGGAGGGAAAUUCAAAUUCCCAGAUCAGCCUGAAAUGUCCAAACACAUCUAUAUCACACCCCAGAGUUGCAAAUCAACCGAUGUUAGUGCUUCUUUUGAUGCUAGUGGGUUCAAGAUAUGGCAAAAUGACGAAUUUCAAGCUAUUAACCUUGACGAAUCUUGGUUUUGUGAGUUAGACCGGAAAAUCAUGACGCUAGUUUUUCGACCAAAAUCACCAAAACCUAUUCCCUUACGAUUAACGCUUCAGAGCAUGCUACGGAAUUCAAGUUUGAAUUUCCAAAAAGUGGAGCUGAACUCAGAAUCAAGGAGUCCAUCUCUGAAGUACUUGACGUUGGACUACUACAGCCCUGGUCAGCUCUUUGCUUUGGGACAAUUAUCUUGGUGCGUUCGUGGAUUGGUGGCAGGUCUCGAUGAUGGCCAUCUCAGGGAGAGAGUCCGAAUGUCUUGCCACUCGAAUGGCGCCUUUCGAUUUCGAGUGAUGAAUAGAUUUUCGGCUUCGGAAAGUGUGCGGAUCUGCUUGUUCUUCCAUGACCCUCGACCAUUUCAUUGCGGAAACGUGACCAUUCCCUUGAGAUCAUCCACUGAAUCUAGUUUCAGCCCUACCCAAUGGACAGUCAUUGUGGUGAAGCAACUGCAAUCGUCCUUGAAUAUCUGGUCCGGUGUUAGGAGACUAUCCUUGCCAAGUUAUUACGAUUUGUAUUUGGGAAUCUUUCUUGAUGCUCCUGCGGGGUCGGUUUUUGACCAAGUCUACCAAACCAAAGUGGCAGGACAAGAGGAUGCUUAUUUCAUCAACGAACCCGACGGCCUCGAAAAGAUCACGGCCAACGAAGACCUAGCCGUAUUCUACAACAUCGAGUCUUUUGCCGACUACAAGAUGUAUCAAUGCCAGAUUGAGGCCCCCUGGGUGACUUUAUACCCAGGUCUGCUCAGUGUGGCUUUCCCAAAAGAUUCGGAAUACUUCCCAUUCAUCCAGUAUCAAACUAUGCGGCUUUUGGAUCAAGGCACCUCCUCCCGAGCCUUGAAGGCCAUUCUCAGGGAAGUGAGUGGGACGUGUGAGGUGCAAGAACAAUCUGGGUUGGGUCUGCAUAAACUAAUCAGUCUCUUUGGAUUGUUGACAUUCGCUGCGGUGCUCUCGAUUGUGAUUUUGUCCUUGGAACGAGCAGCCUUCAGCACCACGAUCUUGUCCCAAGAUUUGAUCCAAUCGAAAUCAAUGGAAAAUGACGGUCAAGCCGAUAUUGGACCACAACUAGAUUUGCUCAUCCGAGCAUCUGGAAUUGAAGACAAGCGAGCAUUUUCAAAUCGCUUGUACCACAUAUUAUCCAUCCAUAGACAGUAGUGCUGGGGCGAGUCCGAACUCGAGUCCAAGUGCAAUCGAGUUUUUUAGUCAAUUUUUGAGAAAUUGGCCGUUUUUGAGUCUUUCAGAAAAGGACUUAGAGUUGGACUCGUCAAAAAAAUGUUAAUUUUUCCUUAGAUUUUCGCGAGACGAGUCUUAUUUGCUUGCCCUGACUCCAAUGAAAGACUCUAGUCCGGACUCGACGAGUCUGGCAACAAGUUCAAAUUAAAGGACUAUCUUUUGCCGCACUCGCCUAAGCGUUAACAGAUAACAUAAAUCUAAUCAAGAAGAAAUCAUUCAGAAAUUUUAAGAUUUACGACCUAGAUUCUGAAAAUAGUGUUAUUGUUUUGGUUCGUGUAGCAUUGCGGUGGAUCUGUUAGUUUCCAAAUCUUUAGGGAUUUGCAAACCAAAAUAUAAGAGAUUUCCAAAUGCAAUGCUUUUGUACAUUAGCUGACAAAGGAGGCAUCCUGUGAGCCAAACCAGAUGCCAGUUUGUAUUUAGGUGAAUAAAU
Molecule: messenger RNA, 2818 nt
Organism: Tigriopus californicus
Lineage: Eukaryota; Metazoa; Arthropoda; Copepoda; Harpacticoida; Harpacticidae
Product: probable glutamate receptor
Exons: 3
Coding region: 301-2310 (669 amino acids)
Cellular component (GO): membrane
Molecular function (GO): glutamate-gated receptor activity
Source: RefSeq, a predicted model, not a curated record